Messenger RNA from Talpa occidentalis (Iberian mole), 4980 nucleotides. RefSeq names its product coiled-coil domain containing 180 (gene CCDC180). Bases 65 to 4933 code for a protein of 1622 amino acids. The transcript is spliced from 38 exons. NCBI's taxonomy places the organism in Eukaryota, Metazoa, Chordata, Mammalia, Eulipotyphla, Talpidae. The record is from RefSeq and is a predicted model, not a curated record.
CCCGCUCUCCCGGACUCACCGGAGUGGUUUUCUCGGCUGCAGGAGCAUUCAGCCAGCGACCAAGAUGUCCUCAGUGGGCAAGGUAACCAAAGUUCCCACCGGGAAAUUCUACCAGCAGAUCUUCAAGGCUGAGAUGCAGCUAAUCCAUACCCUGGCGGCCUCCAGGAAGCAGGCUCUGGAGCGUUCCCAGGCUCUGGUGAAGAGUGGCAGGAAACCCUUCAUGAAAAAGACGGAUAUUCCUGAGGGGGAGAUUAUGUCUCAUCGGCAGCGGAAGUGGGUGCACAGUCUACCCAAUGACUGGAUCACAGAAAACCCUGUUCUCUACAGGGAAAAGGAAAUGAUCAAGAUGGAAAAAGCUCAAGAGAGCGAGAACACCAUCGCUGCCCGAGAAGUGCGGGGCCUCAUGGACACCAUAGUUCCUGAGAGAACCAGCAACCUCACCUCUCAAGUGGAAAGAGACAGCAAGAGGAAGGGCUACGAGAGUGCUCUGGGGAACUUUAAGGAGGAGCUUGCUCAGGUUGGCAUGGAAAUGGAACCACUCAUCUUGGAGUCAGGAGCACUUCUUUUAAAAAAACUGACUGAGUCUGUUGAAGACAUCAACCUUCUCUUCAAAGAGGUGGAGGAUGGCAACUUUGAAAGCUACACUAUCCAACACCUGAUGGAGCUGUGGGACCAAGUGACUGAGAAGUACCUGUCUCAGAAGCAGGAGGUUAAGGAGCUGGAUGAGACACUGCACUCGCUUGAAUUCUCCCGGGCAGACAAACUAAAAGCGGUGUUGAAAAAAUAUGUGGGAAUCAUAGAGAAAACUUCCUAUCUCAUGCAGCCAGACGUGUAUAGGCUGAUAAAUAAAGAAGCCAUGAUCAUCAACCACGCUCUGCUGGGCAACCGGAGGGCCCUCGCCCAACUGUUUGUCAACCUGAUGGAGGCCACGCUGCAGCAGGAGCUCGAGAGCCGCCGCCGCUGGCAGGACCUGCUCGAAGCAUGGAAAACUCUCAAGAAGGAGUCUGUGGUGAAGAGUUUCUGUGAGUUCAUGGCCAAUGAGAGGACCCAGACGCCUCCAUCUGUGAAGAAGCAGCUGGACAUCAUGCUGAAGAACCAGGGAGUCCUGCAGAAGAAGCGACUGGAUCAUCUCUGCACCAUCUGUGACCUUCUGCCUCCCAAUUACAGUGAAGCUCAGCUGACUGAAUGGUUUUCUUCUCUCAAAUCCCUGAAUAAAAACAUUGACGACUACCACAUGAGCUGCAUGAUGCAGAUCCACUUGCUGUACGAGGACACCUGGCAGGAAUGCCUGGCCCAGGUGCAGAAGAGCAAGAAGCAGCUGCUGGACUGGAAAGCCUUCACGGAGGAGGAGGCAGAGAGCCUGGUGAACCCAUCCUUCUUCCAGAUGGUGGGGGUGCUCCAGAGCAAGGUGGAAGAGGAGCUGGAGUGCUUGGAUAAAUCCUUUGAGGCCCUGGCAAAGAGAACAGAGUGGCAGAGCUUAGACCUCUUCAGCUACUUCCAGGAGGCCGUGCAGCUGUGGGAGGCGCAUCAGAGUGACCUGUCUGUGCAGGAGGUGGAGCUUGAGAAGAGGACGGAGCACCAGCAGCAGAAAUGCAGCCUGGAGGACAAGGCCGAGGAGGCCCAGCUUGACCAGCUUGUAGACCAACUGCGGCAGCAAAGCCUUGAGGAAAUGCUGAAGAUUCACCUGGAAAGGGCCAAAGAUUUUCUAAAGACUAUGAGGAGCAGGCACGAGAGAUCUCAUGCCCUCCUGACAAAGGAAGUCACGGAGUACCCCAUGAUCAUCCUGAAGGCGCUCAACUCCUACAGCUCCUCCCUCAGCAGACACUUCCAUGUUCGUGAAAUCUUUGAACAGAACCUGGAUGGGGAAGUCAUUUUCAAAACCAGGGAACCAGAAGCACAUGAAAAGCAUUCCCAGGAGAUAAUGAGAAAACAGAAGAGAAGAAGGUGGUCAAAAGCAGAAGAGAGAAAAAUAAAAAUAACCGUAACAAGAGGAACAAGCUCUUCAAGUUCAGCAGAAGAAAUAGGAAAAGAUCAAGAAGCUGAGUCCUCCAUAGCUGAAGAGAUAGAAUUGAACCAGCAGGAAGUCUUCAUCCUGGGCGACGAGAUAGAUGAUUUCCUAGAGAAUGAUAUGCAGGGAUCUGAAGAAAUGCAAGUUGAAAAAGGAAGUUCCUUCGAACCAUCUCUGAGCCAGGAAAAUGUGAUGGAUCCAGAAAAGGAGGAGGUGGAGGAGAUGAAGGAGAAGGUGAAAGAGGAAAAUGAGAAGGAACAGGAAGAAAAGGAAGCGGUGAAGAGCAAAGAGGAGGAAGGAGAGGAGAAGGGAGACCAUGAGAGUUUAUUUACGGACAAGGCUGUAGCUGAGGAAGAGAGUGAAGAAGAGCUCUCCCAGGAGUUUAUGGAGUCCUUUACAACCUCCAGUGGGAACACUUAUUUUGUCUUCCUGCCCCUGGAACAAGAAGAGGAGAGUUGCAAGAAAUCCCAUUCCAGCCUUUUUGCUGUUCUCAUCAACAACAUGCCCAGCGCCAAGUUCCUAGAACAAGUGAUCAUUCCAUCCAAACUCAUUUUAGAAAUUAAGAAACAACUUAGAGCUGGUUUUUUUGAGCACCUAGAGAAGUGGUUUGACCAGCGUUCCCUUCACACCCGGGUCAUCGUGUCCACCAAGAUAAACCAGCUGGAGUCAGAACUGGAGCUGUAUCUGCACCUGCACCAGCCAAGAGCCCAAAACAUUGAAAAGGACAUCCACAACGUCAGGGCAGCCGAACUCUUGCUUCACCAAGAGCGGCUGGACAGCCACUGUGCUGGGGUGGUUGAGACACUGAAGAAGGAGAAGAUGAUGUUUCACCAGUUCCAAGAAGAGCAAAACAUGAGGAGCAAAAACUUCCGCCGCAAGAUUUAUGACAUGGAACACAUCUUCUUGAAUGCCACCAAGAGCCAGAGGCUGACCACUCUCAGCAUCACGCUGCACCGGGAGCUGCUUAGCUACGUCGACGUCAUCCAGGUGUCCCUGCGCAGCUUCCGACAGUACCUGGAGGAGAGCCUGGGCAAGCUCCGCUACUCCAACAUUGAUUUCAUCAAGCAGUGCAGAUUGUUUUCAGAGGGAGGCAACUUUUCUUCCGAAGAAAUUGCUUCACUGUGUCGUCGACUAGAGAAAGAAACUUCCCGGAUAGAGUUUGUGGAAAAUGUAAUCAUGAUCAACAUGGAGAAGAUGGAGAAUGAGUACCUGGAUCAGGCCAAUGAUGUCAUCAACAAGUUUGAAAGUAAAUUCCAUAAUCUGUCUGUGGACCUUAUUUUCAUAGAGAAAAUCCAGCGGUUGCUGACAAACCUGCAAGUGAAAAUCAAGUGUGAGGUGGCAAAAUCCAAUUUGCAAGCCAAUGGAUUAAAUUCUUCUCUGAAGCAGCUUCAAAGCAAGGUAGAAAUGUGUCGAAAUUCACGGGGAGAUAAAAAAAUGGUAAGCUCAGAAGACCUCCUUAACUUUGUCCAAAUGUGGAAAGAAAAACUGAACCAGAGGAUUCAGUACCUUGACUGCAUGCUGGACAUGGUCACUCAAGUGGUCUUGACUGAAAACAUCCUGGACAACCUGGAGGUUGAGAGUGAUGUUCUGGCAUCUUCAGAAGUACUUGAAGAAGAAUCCAAGGUAGAUCAGAUCAUCCCUGAGUCCUUUGCCCAGCCAAGCCGCAUGGGGAAGUCCAUGAUUGAAGACCCAGCUCUGGAGGUUCUUAAGAAAAUUCUGCAACCUCCCAUCUCAAAAGGCUCUACCCAACAGCAUGAGAAAGAUCGGUCCCAGACAGGCUUGAAGCGACAUCGGAACCGGGGAGAACACUGCCUGAAGGUUAUGUCCAGUGCCAGUGCCACCUCGCUAGGGAGCUUCACUAGGCACACCAAGCCCAACCGAAUAGACAGAAAGUACCAGGUGCUCGGGGAGAAGCCACCUCCUCCUUCUGAGAAUUUUAAAGGGAUCAUCCUGAGUCUCCUGUGGGAGAGCAACGAGCAUCUGCUGUUGGUCGCAGAGGACUUCUACCGCAAAGAGAAGCGCUCUGUCACCAGGCCCGAAUGCAUGUACGAAACCUUUGACCAGUGUGCAGAAAACAUUGGCAAGAAGACCUUGGAAUACCUUAGUGAGACAGCUGAGUACCACAACUCCUGCCUUAUAGAAUUACGGGCCCAGAUGAGGAGAUUUGAGGAACUGCUACCCCAGGUGUGUUGGCUGGUGAUGGAGAAUUUCAAGGAGCACCACUGGAACAAAUUUUGUACCUCUACCCAAGAGAUCAGGGAAGAGUUCUCGGAGUAUCAGAAACAGGUGGAAAAAAGUAAGGAUGAAAAUGCCCAGAAACUUCACCCAAAUCUUGGACACCCCACACAUUACCAAGCAAUGGCGUCUCUGUGUCAAAUGGAAGAGAAAAGACAGGAAGAUUUGGACGAGAUGAUUGCGGCAACCAGGGAGAAGCUGGAGGAAAUGACCAAGAAGAACGGCCGGUUUUUCAUAACCAGCUUGGCCACCUUCACUGAGAAGUUCCUGGUGCAGUUGGAUGAAGUGGUCACCAUUGAUGACAUUCAGGUUGCCAAGAUGGAGCCCCCCAAACAGAAAACAUCAAUCCUCAUACGGAGGAAACUCGCCGGACACUCCCUAAAGGAAGAGAGUGAGAAGCCCCUAAUUGAACGUGGGAGCAGGAAGUGGCCAGGAAUCAAACCGACCGAACUCACCAUCCAAACCAAGAUUCUCCUCCGGAAAACAUCAUCUAUCACCACCAACAAAACGACCCUGGGCCACCUGGCAGCUGUGGAAGCCCGAGAUACUGUCUACCUGAAAUAUUUAGCAUUAUUUGAGGAGGAGUUGAAGAAGAUCCAGGAUGAGAACACAGCACAGGUGAAGGAAGCUCAGUGCUGGAAGGACAGCUGGAAGCACUCUGUGCACAUCAUCAAAGGCCUGUACUUGUGACUCCCUCAACCCACACAAAUAAAGGUUCACUGUAUAUGGACUCCCUC